Molecule: messenger RNA, 1086 nt
Organism: Besnoitia besnoiti
Lineage: Eukaryota; Apicomplexa; Conoidasida; Eucoccidiorida; Sarcocystidae
Product: HECT-domain (ubiquitin-transferase) domain-containing protein
Exons: 1
Coding region: 1-1086 (361 amino acids)
Source: RefSeq, a predicted model, not a curated record
AUGACAAUCCGCAGGCGGCGCGCGCGGCCUGCGUCGUCUCGUCUGGAGAACAAGGCAGAGAAGAAGCCGCCCUUGGCUAGCGUUUCCGCGUCGUCUGGGUCGCUGUCGCGCGCCGGUGACCCUCUGAUCCAAAGGACAGACGGCCAAGCGAGGCGCCGCGCGCGGGAAGGCGCCGCGAGGCGGAGCGGCGACACGGAUGCAGACUCGAGCCGCCACACCGGGAACGUGUCUGUGACGUCCAUGAGGCCUACGAGAGUCCCUCGCGGGCGUCGGCUGCUCCCUGAGAGGCCGCUGCGUCUCGCGCGCCCAGCUUGCGGCUGCUGCGUCUCUCCUGCCUCCGGCGCGAGGGCGGGCUCCGCAGCGAGGGCGGGCUCCGCAGCGACGUCGCGCGUCUCAGACCGACAAGCUGUGCGCGCCUCGCCGUCGUCGAGGCUCGCCGGCUCCCGCCACUCCAGCACGGAGGCGGCGACCUCCGCGUCCUCGCCGGGAACUUCCCUCGCGCCUGAGAAGAAACUGCCGCGCCCCAAGAACGCCGGCGGUCGACGCGGAGGCGCACGCGCCCGCAGAGAGAGAGAGAGCGGAGACGCGGCGGACGAAGCAGCGGCGGACAGGGCAGCUGCGAAUGCGCGCGGAGGCGACUGGAGUGGGGAGAGAGAAGACAGCGUCGCGCGCGAGGCGUUUUCUCGCGAAUCCGCGACGGCAGAGAGAGUCCGCGGAGGCGGAGACAGAGGCGGCGUCGAGCAGGGCAAGCGCUCAGCUGUCGCGGAAAAGAAGAAGGCAAGCGCGGAGAGCGCAAGCGAUGCACAAGGGGAAAAAAAGGCCGCGCCGCGGAGGCGUGGCGGGGCGACGUGCAGACGAGGACUCUUUUUCCUCUUCAUCGCGGAGGCAGCUGGCGCAGGCGCGGCGGUCGCCUCAGGCCCGCGCGAAGAAGGCGUUGAAGAGGAGUCGGCGAAGAGCGCGGAGGGAGAGACGAGCCAGGGAGGGAACGGAGACACGCUCCACACCGCGGGCGAAGAAGGAAAGCUAUUUCUCCGCGUACAAACGCGAGAGGAGCGACUGGUGAGAAUCGCUUGUCGUGUGCUGUGA